Messenger RNA from Wasmannia auropunctata (little fire ant), 3114 nucleotides. RefSeq names its product ras-related protein Rab6 (gene Rab6). NCBI's taxonomy places the organism in Eukaryota, Metazoa, Arthropoda, Insecta, Hymenoptera, Formicidae. The record is from RefSeq and is a predicted model, not a curated record. Bases 741 to 1370 code for a protein of 209 amino acids. The transcript is spliced from 6 exons. Gene Ontology annotation, molecular function: GTP binding; GTPase activity.
GUAAUUAUACAAAUUUCAUAUAAAAUUUUAAUUUUUUAGCAAAUUUGUAAAAGAUAUGUGAAUUAUUUUCAUUUCAUUGUAUCAUGCUGUUUAUUUAAAUCGAGAAAAACCGAGUUUUGUAUUAAUUUAAUAAACAAUUGAUCCAAAAAAUGUAGAUGCGGACUAAAACAUGAAAUUAAUUACAUUAUAGUUAAAAUAUAAUUAGGAUUUGUAGAAGAAUGUGGGAGCAAAUGUUAAAAUCUGAUGAGCAAUUCUUCAAGAAGGCAUAUUAUCUGAACUACAAAACACUUCUGGACUAUCAAUUAUUUCGUAGCAAUAGGUCGAUGUUAGUAGCCAACUUUUUCUAAUUGGUUAUCCAUUGCGCAUCCACGGGAAUGUUAUAGUUUGACUUUUUAGAAUUGUGGGAGCAUCAGCGCGAACUCUCUCUCUCCUCUUCGGAAAUCAGUAGUGCCACCUACGGCGUUCUCUGUGACUACGUUUUUCAGUCACGACGUCACUUCCCAGUUAAACGUGGCCGACUCGCAGCAAGGAGUGGCAUCCAAGCGAGCGUCGCGAGCUGUCAAGCUGUCGGCCCUGAAUAGCCCGUCAGAGAGCUAGCGGAGACUUUAAUCAGCCGGUGCAGCUGAUCGCUUAAAUGGCUCGUCGUGGCGGCCAUUGAGCGCGUUAUCGAAUAUCUGUUGGCAUCGAAACCGCCGGUUUAGACCUGCCGAGAAUCCGUUCAGGCGCGACGAAAGAAAAACAUGUCGUCCUCGGGCGAUUUCGGUAACCCAUUGCGGAAGUUCAAGCUCGUCUUUCUGGGCGAGCAGAGCGUCGGAAAAACAUCUCUUAUUACACGGUUUAUGUAUGACAGCUUUGACAACACAUACCAGGCUACAAUAGGUAUAGAUUUCUUAAGCAAAACUAUGUAUCUUGAGGAUAGAACUGUGCGACUACAGCUGUGGGACACAGCGGGGCAAGAACGGUUUCGCUCUUUGAUACCUAGUUACAUCAGAGAUUCUACUGUCGCGGUCGUUGUUUACGAUAUUACCAACGCCAACUCGUUUCAUCAAACAUCCAAAUGGAUAGACGAUGUGCGGACUGAAAGAGGAAGUGAUGUGAUAAUUAUGCUAGUAGGCAAUAAAACUGAUUUGAGUGAUAAGAGGCAAGUUUCAACGGAAGAGGGCGAGCGGAAAGCGAAAGAACUAAAUGUGAUGUUUAUCGAAACUAGUGCUAAGGCUGGCUACAACGUUAAACAGCUAUUUAGAAGAGUAGCGGCGGCUCUACCGGGUAUGGACUCCACCGAAAACAAGCCUCCCGAAGACAUGCAAGAGGUAGUGCUCAAGGACACGCCAAUCGAACUGAAAGCCUCGGAGAGCAGUUGUGCAUGCUAAGUCGUCGUCGGCCUGUACGGUAGCAGGGUAUCGAAUCGAAUCGAAUCGGAAGGAGUUUUAUUAAUUUCCGAACAGAACCCGAAUCGUCCCAGAUCGUUCUGGAGCGGUUUGAGGAUCUUUUUCGAGAAAUAUAAAACCGAUCAAAUUCCAAUGAAAUUUCUAAGAAAGCUCUUUUUCAAGUUUUCAAUAAGCAUUACAAGCAAAUAGUAAAGUGUACAUAUUAAUAUUAUUACUUAUAAUUAAUAAUAUUAAUGUAUAAUAAUAUUAAUAUGUUAUCAUUUACCAAAAAACAUUUUAAUUUCUUUAAUAAAAUCGAGAAACGUUCUCUUGGAAAUUUUCUUAGGAAAUAUAUAUAUAUAUAUAUAAGAUUAUUAUACAUAAUAUAUUAAUAAUAUUAAUUGAAUUAAUUUAUUAAUUUAUAAUUCUGCUUCAAGAUUAUUUGAAGAGAAUAACAGUUCUGUUUCUGUUCGAUGCCCUGACUAGUAGACAAAACACUGAGCUCUAAGUUAACUUAUAAGUUAAUGACUUAGGAUACUGAUUGCAUUCGGCCUGUGGUUUUCGUGAAGUCGUGGAAAGCCGUGCACUGAGCAGCAACGAUUUUUAUUAAGACGAGAAAAAAAUACAGUUUCACACAUUAGCUUAAGACUGCUUUUACUCACUGACGUGUUUCCGUAUAUUAGCCGAUUGUAGAAAGAUCUAACUCUUUCGGCUUUGAUGCGGCAAUUACAUUCUUGAUUAAAAAUUAUGGAGCGCCUUUAAAAAAUCGCGAGGAUCCAGAUUGAAUCUAAUUGGGAUUCUUGCAGUAUUAAGUAGACUAAAAAGUAUGGCAAAUUGUUUUACUUUCUAUUGCUAUCACAUGAUCAAAAUGCUUGAAUUUAAAAAAUUAUUAUUCAAUUACAUAUUGGAAAUAAUUAUUCGAAUUAAAAGUAAUAAUUUCAAAAUUAAUUGCAUUUUCUUAUUUAAAUUUUUAUUAAUUAAUAAAAGUUCUUUAUAUUUUUGGACAAUGCAUUCAUUACGUAUUUCAAAAAAGUCGAUGUUUAGAUUUACAAAAGGCAAUUAAAUAUUUUUUUUCCGUAUUUAAGUACGUAUCAGAGCUGAAAGAGUUGAGAUAUACUCUUUAUUAAAGUAUCAAAGUUCACCUGAAUUUAUUUCACUUGUUAAUAUCGUACAUUAUUUUUUUACAAUUAAACAUACAUCGAUAGUUGCUCAAAUUGACAUUAAACGGCUGAUAGAAGUAAAUCAUAUUUUUCGUGUUUCUUAUUUAUUUUGCAUUUUUUCAAGAAAGUUAAGAUAUUAAUUGUCUUAUACGUUUGCAAUAAAUAGAGAAAAUAAGACAGCUGCAUUUGCAUUUACGAUAUUCAGCAACAAUCACAUCGAUUUGGAGAUUAUGAACUAUAGAAUAAACGCGUUACGUAAAUGCAGUCCUCGAGAUUUAAACAUUUCAAAUAGUGAGUCAAGUUCUAAUCACUAAUAAUAUAUAGAUCCUCGCUUUAUCGAUACUAUAGAAAAAAAAUAAGUAACUGAAACUCAACGUUGAAAGCUUAAUUCGAUCUAAUUCUAAAUGCAUGAAUAUUAAUUGAUGCUGGGAAGUUAGUAAAAAAUAAGAAAAAAAAGAGAAAACGAAGGAAAAAGCAUUUAAAAGAAAUUUUUUACGGAGUAAGUGAAUAAUUAAUUAGCAGCUAAUUAUAUCUCUUUUCUACAAAUACUUUAAGAGUAGAAUAAAUGAACUCUGUACAAACUCGGA